ACGAGCCUUCUUCGAAUUGGAUCCUUCAUCUGAUUCUUCUAUGGUUCGAGAAGAUGUCUUCUUCUUUGACUCUUCCAUGAUGCUUUCACUACAGUAAUAACUCCCAAGGACUUGUCCUUCUUCCAAACGAUGUGCAUGCUGGGCGGGAGGUUCAUGUUGCGGGAAACUCGUGCCUGAGGAAAAGAUACGAUCAGAUCUCACCCAGUCCCGAACUUACGGGACGGGUCCGUGCGUCAGCCGUCAUUGCAGCAGCGGCAAUGGCACAAAAGCCAACAUCAGCAGCCGUCGUUCUCAUUCGGUUGUAGCUGACUUCAUCUUUGCGUUCUUUGCUUGGUUUUUAGUUGGUUGGUUAGUUGGUUAACCAUGGGCUUCAUAUCAGGAAUGAUCGGAGCGGGUGUCUUUGUUGGACUGCAAGUCAGGUCCAACGCCAUGAUGAAGAUUCCUUUGAGUCGAGACCCUUGGCUUCAUGUGACGUACGGCAUCAUCGGCUUUGCGGUUGGAAAUUGGUAUCCCAAGGCCGAGAAGCAGUUGCUGUUGGAUAUUAACGAGAUUCGUGCAGACCGUGGUCUUCCUCCGCUCGUUGGUUCCAACAAUUGGAUCCGAUACCAGCGCCCCGACGGAGAAGUUGCUCCCUUGUGGAAUACCAACGCCAGGAUCCCAGAGAGUGAAUAUCCCAAAUGGAGAUACUAGGAAGCGAACUUGCACCAAUUGUCAGUGCAUUCCAAAUCAAUCAUUUAAUUUAUGGAAUUUAAUUAAGCAAACAGUCUACAUCG
Messenger RNA from Seminavis robusta, 773 nucleotides. The record is from the annotation of a GenBank genome assembly. NCBI's taxonomy places the organism in Eukaryota, Bacillariophyta, Bacillariophyceae, Naviculales, Naviculaceae.